Messenger RNA from Malassezia vespertilionis, 1500 nucleotides. RefSeq lists its product as uncharacterized. The coding region runs from base 1 to 1500 and encodes 499 amino acids. The transcript has a single exon. NCBI's taxonomy places the organism in Eukaryota, Fungi, Basidiomycota, Malasseziomycetes, Malasseziales, Malasseziaceae. The record is from RefSeq and is a predicted model, not a curated record.
AUGCGCUCCCACAGGGCGACGCGGCUUGCGAGCCUGCUGCAGCAGACGCGGGUCAAUACAUUUGACCCGCGCAUUGAGCAGGUAUACACUGCACCUGCAGCACAUCUUGUGCGCGGAGACUGGGGCAUGAAACGUCCUUUGCCGUCUUCCUGGCAGCCCGCGCCCGACAUGCCUGCCGCGCAGCCAUUCCGCGGCGCCCUGCGCUACGUCACUGCCGAGGCGCUCGACACGCCGCAGCACCUGACUGCAUGGCGCGAAAGUGAGCGUGACCCGCUCUUCCGCACGCGCUGGCACGAGGCCGGCACGCGCCUAAGCGACCGUUCGAAACGCGACGUGCUGAGCAGCGCGAUCGGCGAAGACGAGGCGAAUGCCGCGCAAGGCGUGCGUCCGCGCAUCAUGUACGACCCUGCCACACUCUCCAACGAUACCAAGCCGGCACAUGUUGUGUGGGGCGCGCACCAUGCGCGCUUUGCCGAUGCCCCGGACGUUCUGCCGAACUACAAUGCCAUGUCCCAACGCGAAUUCCAAAAGUUUUUAAGCAAGGUCCGCACGGUCCGCGGCAAGUUUCGCGAGACAAUCAAGGCACAACGCCGCGAGGCGUCCGAGCACACGCUGUUAGAGCAGCUGUCGCGCCGCCGCGCAAAAGAAGGGCUCGCUGCGGCCGUGCCCGAGUCGGAAUGGGCGAGCGCCAAGGCGCACAUCGCGCCGCCUUUUGUCGAUUUGUGGACAGAAGCACGCCUUGCGCACGCACCGCAGAGCGCCGCCAACUUUAUGCACGCGCACGCACAGGAACGCCGCGCAGUGCCGCACAGCACGACAAUCUCCGCGCCAGCGCAUGCCGCGCCGGCACAUCCGUUGCAAGGUAUUCAGUACGCCCAGCCCGACACAGUCUACACACAGCUGCUUGCAGAGCCGAUCCAGGGCCACGCCGUGCAGCGUGUCGAGGACAACAGGCGGAACCGGUACUUUAUGGGCGCUGACGCCGGCCUCGCCGUCGCCGCUGGCGGGCAUAUUGGCCAUCUUGCGCUGCAGCACAGGCACGGGCUGGAUGUGGUCGACUAUACGCGCGCGAAGCCAACGUGCGGCAUGGGUCACUUCCGCAUCCUGCAUGCCUUCUUUGAUCUGCACGGCGCACCGCGCAUGACGAGGCGUACGCCGCCGCAGGCGCAGGCAACCUCGCCCGAUCUUGGCUACAUUCAUGCGCAGCUCAUGGCGCUGCGUCGCGGAGCACUGCCGCCGAUGCCCGGCACCCCUCGCUGGAUCGACGAGCCCCGUGCACAGACACAAACGUUGUGGAAUCGUACAAACGCACCCAGUCCGCUGCGCACGAGCACACAGCCGGGCUCCUUGUUUGGCGCAUUGGCGCGCAAUGGCCGGCCGCCGAAUACGGCGCGCGCGAACGGCAAGCGCCAGCGGUUUCAGAAGCGCAAGCGUGAUGCGUCUACGGACAAAGACGUGCAGAUGCUGGACAAUAUCAGGAACCUCUUAUCGCCACAAUAG